AAGCCUACAGACGACCAAACUGUACUUCCGGUGCGACCCAAACAGCUGUUUUUUUAUAGUCGGAAUCAUCUGCGCUUUAUUUUUUGCCGUAUUUUUUCUUGAACCAUGUCCGCACCGGGAUUUGUGCUCGUGAUCUUCGCGGUGUCUGUGUGGCCCGGAGCCUCCAGGUUCAUUAGUGGCCCGAUGGCAUUCAUAAAGCAGGAAUCUCUGACAUUGGAUAUCUGUCCAGAAUGCAGCCAGAUCAUCCAGCUGUCUGCCAACAUGAUUUCCAGCAGGGACACUAAGGGAACUGUGUAUGAAAGUUUACACACUUUGUGCCAGCGCCUCCCUGAAGAGCAGGCAUCAGAGUGUUAUUUACAGGUGAAGGCUUAUCUGCCCAAAAUCCUGCAGCAAACUCCUGAUCAUCUGAACCCAAGAGAGCUUUGUGCAGCUUUUGGACUUUGUGCUCCACACAAGGAGGCGAAACUGCAGAAACUUCCCCAUCAUGUGGCUGAUGAAGAUAAAUCCAGCUCUGCACUUGCCACAGAAACAAAGACCGAUGAGCAGCUCAACCCAGUUUGCACCCUGUGUUUGUUUAUUAUCAAGAAGCUGGAGAGUCUGCUGCCCAAAAAUAUGACUGAGGAUACUAUAAAGAAGCUCAUGGGAGAGGUCUGCGACCUUAUACCCAAAAGUUAUAAGGAGCAAUGUGAUGAUUUCAUCGACAAAUAUGGCGUAGAGAUUGUCGAAUUCCUUUUGUCUUCUGCUGCACCUCACACGAUAUGCACUCUUCUGCAUCUCUGUUUGUUCAACGAGCAGCCAGUUCCAGAGGUGUUCCUCCCCUCGGACUGCGAGUCAUGCCGUACACUGGCUGCGCUGAGCCGACUAUACCAGGGCCUCAACACCACUGAACCUCAGACUUCUGCUUUCCUGCACUCAGUGUGUGAUUACCACCCUAAUGCCAUCCCCAAGUGUGAAGCCUUCACCCAUAUCUACGGCUCGCGGCUGCAGAAGGUUUUGGGAAACCAGAUGGAAUAUCCCCAUGCAUGUGAAAGAGCCGAUCUGUGCGUCACCUCAAAGCAGGUGGAACCGCUGGGAAAGAAUCGUUGUACCUGGGGACCAAGCUACUGGUGCAAAGAUGCUGAAACUGCUCAGGAGUGUGGUAAUCGAGUCUACUGUGAGAAAUACAUGUGGAAGAAGAAUGAGUGAAGCCUGCCAGACUGACUGCAGCCAUGUGCACACAAUGGCCUACUUUCUACAAGUUGAUUAAAUUGUUAAAUGUUUAAUAUCUAUGAUGCACUGAUUACAUUUUUUAAUUUUGUUGUUGCUAUUUUACAAGUAAAUUUUGCAUCGCAUAUACCAGGACAGUCAAUCAGCCAUAUGAACGUUUCACAUAAAGUUUCCGUUUUGCAUGAAGUUUUAUGAAACUGAAGCUGGGAUUCAUUAGUUCCGUGAGAAGUAUUAUUCUGUAUAUUAUAGUUGUUUUAUGAAUGUGAAAAACUGCAAACUCUUCGUCCCUGUGCUAGUCACACACUGAGCUCAGUGUAUACUUCAGACAAUUUCAACAACUGACUGUUCAACACAACUGGAAAACUGCUUCUUCUGUAAUAUAAUUGCUCUUGUGAUGACUCCUGUUGCAAAUGACUACAUACAAAUAAAAC
This is a messenger RNA of Archocentrus centrarchus (flier cichlid), 1637 nucleotides long. It is a transcript of the gene sftpbb, whose product is annotated as surfactant protein Bb. The transcript is spliced from 11 exons. Gene Ontology annotation, biological process: sphingolipid metabolic process. NCBI's taxonomy places the organism in Eukaryota, Metazoa, Chordata, Actinopteri, Cichliformes, Cichlidae. Gene Ontology annotation, cellular component: lysosome. Bases 106 to 1185 code for a protein of 359 amino acids. The record is from RefSeq and is a predicted model, not a curated record.